AUGGGUGAUUAUUUAACUCCAUCAACUUUACCACAACCAAAAUUAAAAAGAACCAAUACUGGUUUUACUCCUAAUCAAAUUAUUGCAUUAGAUGCAACAAUUCCUGAAUCAGCUAAACAUAUUUGGUAUAAAUAUUCUCAAUUAAAUAUUUUGGAUUCUCAAAGAAAGAAACAACAAAAUGAACAAAGAACAAUUAAAUCAAUUGUUGAUGAUAAAGACAUUUUUGAAGAACAAUUUGUUAAACAUGUUGAAACUUCUUUAGGUAGAUCAAUGUAUAAUUGUGAUAAUUUAGCCGCUUAUCAAGCAGCUGCUAAUACCAUUAGAGAUGCUUUAUUAAUUGAUUGGGCUAAUACUCAACAAAAACAAACUAUUCAAGAUGGUAAAAGAGUUUAUUAUCUUUCUUUAGAAUUUUUAAUGGGUAGAGCUAUGGAUAAUAGUUUAAUCAAUUUGAAAUCUGAAACAAACACCAAGAAAUCAUUAGCUGAAUUGGGUUUCAAUUUAGAAGAUGUUUUAGAACAAGAACCAGAUGCUGCUUUAGGUAAUGGUGGUUUAGGUAGAUUAGCUGCUUGUUUUAUUGAUUCUUUAUCUUCCAAAAAUUAUUCUGGUUGGGGUUAUGGUUUAAAUUAUCAAUAUGGGAUUUUUAAACAAAAAAUUAUUGAUGGUUAUCAAAUUGAAACUCCUGAUUAUUGGUUAAAAUAUUCAAAUCCUUGGGUUUUAGAUAGAAAUGAAAUUCAAAUCCCCGUUGAUUUUUAUGGAUAUGUUUAUGAAGAACAUGAUCCAAAUACUGGUAAAGUUAAAAAAAAUUGGAAUGGUGGUGAACGUGUUUUAGCUGUUGCUGCUGAUUUCCCCAUCCCCGGUUAUAAUACUAGUAAUACCAAUAAUUUAAGAUUAUGGAAUGCUAAACCAACUGAAGAAUUCGAUUUCACGAAAUUUAAUGCCGGUGAUUAUCAACAAUCAGUUGCUGCUCAACAAAGAGCUGAAUCAAUUACUUCUGUUUUGUAUCCAAAUGAUAAUUUUGAAAGUGGGAAAGAAUUAAGAUUAAAACAACAAUAUUUUUGGGUAGCUGCUUCAUUGCAUGAUAUUGUUCGUAGAUUUAAAAAAAAUCAUAAAUCAAAUUGGAAAAAAUUCCCCGAUCAAGUUGCUAUUCAAUUAAAUGAUACUCAUCCAACUUUAGCUGUGGUUGAAUUACAAAGAAUUUUAGUUGAUUUAGAAGGAUUGGAAUGGAAUGAAGCUUGGUCAAUUGUAACUAGUGUUUUUGCUUAUACUAAUCAUACGGUUAUGUCUGAGGCUUUAGAAAAAUGGCCAGUUGAUUUAGUUGGGAAAUUAUUACCAAGACAUUUAGAAAUCAUUUAUGAAAUUAAUUUCUAUUUUUUGAAAUAUGUUGAACAAAAAUUCCCUGGAGAUCGUGCUUUGAUUCGUAGUGUUUCUUUAAUUGAUGAAAAUCCAAAAUCAGUUAGAAUGGCUUAUUUAGCCAUUGUGGGUUCUCAUAAAGUUAAUGGGGUUGCUGAAUUACAUUCGGAAUUAAUUAAAACUACCAUCUUUAAAGAUUUUGUUAAAGUGUUUGGUGAAGAUAAAUUCACUAAUGUUACUAAUGGUAUUACUCCAAGACGUUGGUUAAGACAAGCUAAUCCUAAAUUAGCCGAAUUGAUUGCUCAAAAAUUAAAUGAUCCAAAUUAUGAAUAUUUAACUAAUUUAGGUAAAUUAAAACAAUUGGAACAAUUUGUUGAUGAUGAAGCUUUUUUGAAAGAAUGGCAUGCAAUUAAAUUCCAUAAUAAACGUCGUCUUGCUACUUUGAUUAAAGAAGAAACUGGUAUUGAUGUUGAUCCAAGUGUUUUAUUUGAUGUUCAAGUUAAAAGAAUUCAUGAAUAUAAGAGACAACAAUUGAAUAUCUUUGCUGUUAUCUAUAGAUAUUUACAUAUUAAAGAAUUAUUAUCUCAAGGUCUUUCUGUUGAAGAUAUCAAGAAGAAUUAUUAUAUUCCUAAAGCAUCUAUUUUUGGUGGUAAAGCUGCUCCUGGUUAUUAUAUGGCUAAAACCAUUAUCCACUUGAUUAAUAAAGUUGGAGAAGUUAUUAAUGCCGAUAAAGAAAUUGGAAACUUAUUAAAGGUUGUAUUUGUCCCUGAUUAUAAUGUAUCAAAAGCAGAGAUCAUUUGUCCUGGGUCCGAUUUAUCCAAUCAUAUUUCCACCGCAGGAACUGAAGCUUCGGGUACUUCCAAUAUGAAAUUCGCCUUAAAUGGUGGAUUAAUUAUUGGAACUGUUGAUGGUGCCAAUGUUGAAAUUACUCGUGAAAUUGGAGAAGAAAAUAUCUUCCUUUUUGGUAAUUUAGCUGAAUCGGUGGAAGAAAUUAGACAUACUCAUGUAUUUGAAGGAGUUCAAGUUCCAGAAACUUUACAAGCUGUUUUCAAAGCCAUUGAAUCGGAAGUAUUUGGUCCUGCUGAUGAAUUUAAAUCUUUGAUUGAUAGUAUUAGAGUUCAUGGGGAUUAUUAUUUGGUGACUGAUGAUUUUGAUUUAUUUUUGGAAACUCAUAAGAAAUUAGAAAAAGUUUAUGGUAGUAAUGAAUCCGGGAGAGAACAUUUACAUAGUUGGGUUAAGAAAUCGGUUUGGAGUGUUGCUAAUAUGGGAUUCUUUUCUAGUGAUAGAUGUAUUGAUGAAUAUGCUGAAAAUAUUUGGAAUGUUGAACCUUCAAAUGCAUAA
Molecule: messenger RNA, 2691 nt
Organism: Hemisphaericaspora subhashii
Lineage: Eukaryota; Fungi; Ascomycota; Pichiomycetes; Serinales; Debaryomycetaceae
Gene: GPH1
Product: glycogen phosphorylase
Exons: 1
Coding region: 1-2691 (896 amino acids)
Biological process (GO): glycogen catabolic process
Cellular component (GO): cytoplasm
Molecular function (GO): pyridoxal phosphate binding; glycogen phosphorylase activity
Source: RefSeq, a predicted model, not a curated record